Alternaria postmessia is the source of this 615-nucleotide messenger RNA. RefSeq lists its product as uncharacterized. The transcript has 3 exons. The coding region runs from base 1 to 615 and encodes 204 amino acids. The record is from RefSeq and is a predicted model, not a curated record. Lineage: Eukaryota; Fungi; Ascomycota; Dothideomycetes; Pleosporales; Pleosporaceae.
AUGUCUAACAACACUACAUUCAUCAACGCGAUUCAGUACAAGCCAGGUCGCGAUCGUCCGACUGGCUAUGUAGUCAACGAUUUCGAAUCGUUUGCGGACACUAGCUUAGUGACCUAUUGGCGUACUUACAAGGGAAAAGUCGCCAACUACAAUCACGAUACCGACGUUGCCACCGUUGUCAAUGUCAGCAAUGCAAUUGACCUGAUUGAGAACAACGAAAACGCCAUGGAUCAGAUCAUCUGGGGUAUGACCCACCCAGAGGACAUUCAUCCCGGCGUUGCAUCCAUCGUCGGCAACACUGCCCUCGUCGACCUGCUCCUAGUUCGUCACUACAAGAAGUGGGGCGGCCUCAUUCUUCCUCCCCUUCAAGCAGCGCGAGGACUACAAGAUGCUCACGAAGUUGUCGCCAAUCAAGAGAAGGAUCAAGGACUCCAGUGGAAUGGUGGCCGCUCCUUGAUGAAGUACCCGAACUGGCGUAACACUCGUAGAAAAGCUCCUCCUCCUGGCUUCCAGGCACCGAAUGCAGCUCCUACGAAUGCCCCUGGUCCUCGUGGCGAUGCUGGUCGUGGACGAGGCGGAAAUCGCGGUCGUGGCGGGCUCGGUGGUGGCUACUAG